This is a messenger RNA of Schistosoma margrebowiei, 602 nucleotides long. The record is from the annotation of a GenBank genome assembly. Lineage: Eukaryota; Metazoa; Platyhelminthes; Trematoda; Strigeidida; Schistosomatidae.
GACUCGAUCUCAAUAACAAAAGUUGGCGUCGCUACGUCAAGUUCAGGGAAUACUACUAUCCUUUGCCAACGUCCAAUGGGUGAAAAUAGGAAGUCGCUGAAUGAUACAUGUGCAAAAAAUUGCGAAAUGAGUAGCAGUUCUACGGGUAUAAAACUUGGAUCUCAAACAUCAGAUUACUAUCGAACAGAUAAAAGAUUGCCAUAUCGCUUUAACAAUCCUGAUAAGUUUGGGGGUUAUGAUGGCCCGAAAUUAAACCCACUGUAUAGAACGACAAAUUCAGAAUAUGGUAGGCUUAAACCAAACGUACAUACGAUGAAUGUCGUCUAUUACAACAAAAAUCAGGAAUUUUCCAAGCGUUACAUGAAAGCUGGCAAUUACAGGAAUCACUCCUUGAACACUGCAAUCGAUCAUAAAUAUUCAUAAUAUUAUGAAUAUAUAUGUUCAUAAUAAUUACUAUUCCACUGAUUCAGAAAGCCAAGAUAAACCAUAAGAUGUGGCCUAAUGUGUUGGGCUUAUUUCAGUUAUCAACCCUUUGCGUAUAUUGUUACCUACGAAAAGUGUAUGUAUUCUACUCAAAAUACAAUUCAUUUGUGAAUUCAUGA